AUGGGUAAUGGUGCCUGUCAUUAAUAAGUUCCUUCUAUAGAUGAGGUAAAUUUAGUAGCUAGAAACUUUAAAUAACAAUUUGAGCCUUGCAAUAGUUAAUGUAUGUUACCUCUAUUGAAUUCCUAAUCUCAAAGUCCAUCUAAACCAUGUAUAGAAUCUAAAAAUCCUACUAUUGCUAGAUUAGAGGAAGAAGAAUUUGAAAUUUUAAUGACUAAUGAAGAUAAGUAAGAUGAAGAUUAAUCGCCUGUUAAAAAUAGUAAAUUAUCUAGAGCUUAGUCUCCUACUAAAUUUAUCAAGACUAAAAAUCUCUAUAAGAAGGAAGAGAUUUAUUUUUUGGGAAUGCUGAAAUAAGAUAAAACAAUUAUCAAUAGAAGAAAAUCUGCUGAUAGGUAACUAAGUCCAGUCAAGGUCAUACAUACAAAUCAUUAAAAGAAACAUAACACAGCAUUAUUAAUACAUAGUCCUGAUUAGAGAUCAAAUAAACUUAUCAAAAUGAAUAGGUUAUCUUGUUAAUUAGAUGAAGCUGUCAUUAUAUCUCAAGAACCUAAAUCUAUUUUGAAAUCUAUUGGAUCUGAAAAAUCAAUAACCAAUUCUCAAAAAAGUAAAACCAAUAGUCAAAAAAGAGUAAGAUUUGGCAUGGUAUAUCGGUAAUACAAAUGA
Messenger RNA from Paramecium sonneborni, 660 nucleotides. Lineage: Eukaryota; Ciliophora; Oligohymenophorea; Peniculida; Parameciidae. The record is from the annotation of a GenBank genome assembly.